This is a messenger RNA of Esox lucius (northern pike), 4728 nucleotides long. RefSeq names its product von Willebrand factor A domain containing 2 (gene vwa2). The coding region runs from base 103 to 2586 and encodes 827 amino acids. The transcript is spliced from 14 exons. Gene Ontology annotation, molecular function: calcium ion binding. The record is from RefSeq and is a predicted model, not a curated record. Lineage: Eukaryota; Metazoa; Chordata; Actinopteri; Esociformes; Esocidae. Gene Ontology annotation, biological process: calcium-independent cell-matrix adhesion. Gene Ontology annotation, cellular component: basement membrane.
UGUACUCUCUGGGUCACUUGUGAAAACAUACGCGUGUAUUGUAGCUCGGCAUCAAUUUAUAAAAGGACUUUUUCUUAAUACCAGACUGCAAGGUUUUCCAAAAUGCACCCCAUCAGCCAGCUCUCUCUCCUCAUAGCACUGCUGCUUAUUGAAGUCAAUCCUGGGUCCUCAGUUCAGGAGAUCCAAACCAGUCACGAGACCAUCAGCAAAAUCAAUGCUGCUGGAGAAAUGAUGAAGUGCUCUACUGCUAUGGAUGUUCUAUUCCUUAUGGAUGGUUCCUACAGUAUUGGGAAGGGCAGUUUUGAGAGAUCCAAGCACUAUUCUCUCAAGCUGUGUGAGGGGCUGGAUAUAGGGCCAGACAAGGUGCGUGUGGGUGUUAUUCAGUUUGGCUCUUUACCACGACUGGAGUUUUCUCUUGACUCCUACACCAACAAGCCUGAGUUACGGAAAUUCAUUAAGAAAAUAUCUUACAAAGGUGGCAGCACACAGACGGGUCUGGCUUUGAAGUACAUUCUGAGAAAAGGGUUCCCAGGUGGCCGGAACACCAGCCUUCCCAGGAUGGUCAUCCUGCUGUCUGAUGGGAAGUCACAGGGGGCUGUACAGGUUGCGGCCGACAAACUCAAGCAGACAGGAGUCACUUUAUUUGCAGUCGGCAUUCGCUACCCAAAGUGGGAGGAGCUUCAUGCUCUAGCCAGUGUGCCCAUGGAAAAGCAUGUGUUCUUCGCCGAGCAAUUCCACGACGCGAUCAAUGGGCUGUAUACCUCUCUCACCACCAACUCUGUCUGCACUGCCAUGCCCACUGGGUGCCAGGCUGAGUCUUACCCGUGUGAAAGGAAAACUCUGGAGACCGUCAAAGAGCUGCAGGGGAUUUUUAUGUGCUGGAAAGGAGGCAAACGGUAUACUCCCUAUACCUCCCUCUGCCCUUAUUACAGAUGGAACACUGCUUACAAGAAGCAUCAGACUGUCUGCCAUCGGACUAUAUGCCCAGACCCCUGUGACUCCAAACCUUGUUUGAACGGGGGGAUGUGUUUUUCUGACGAGGUGGAGGGGUACCGUUGUGUAUGUCCACCAGGCUAUGGAGGACACCCCCAAUGUGCCCCAAAGAUGACAUUGGACUGCUCUGUGGAUCUUAUUUUCCUCAUAGAAGGUUCUACCACUCUUACGCAGGAGGAGUUCCUGCGCCUCAAGAACUUUCUGAAGCGCUUCUUGCAAUCCGUAAUGGGUAACGACACCCCCGUAAAUGUGGGACUGGCAGUGUAUGGAGGGGAGGCUCACGUGGAAGUCCAGGUGGGCAAGUUUCAAGGGGAUGUCAGGGGUCUCCUAAAAGCUGUGGAUGGUCUUAAGCCCUCAGGUGGGCCAACACGGACAGGUAACGCGUUGCACUAUGUGACGCGGCAUGGCUUCAAUAGUGCGAGAGUGUUUGCCGAUGUUCAGGACGAUCUCCCACGUGUAGUAGUACUUCUCACCACCACCCCUGCCGCAGACGAGGUGGUUGAGGCCGCCAAGUAUGCGCAGGACCAGGAAAUCUUCCUUAUAGGGGUAGGGCCGGAUACACUCAAAGAAGAGCUGAACAACAUAACAGGGAACCCCCAACGCACGCUCACCUACCCAUCCCUCGAUAGAUUCAAUGCCAAAAUCCCAGAGCUCAGGGCCAAGAUCUGCAGCGUCGACAGUCAAGGCUGUCUGCGUCAGGCAAUGGACCUGGUGUUUGCCUUGGAUGGCUCGACUGGUGUAGGCAAGGAUAACUUUGCUACACUCAGGGACUUUGUCCGCAGCGUCAGUGUCCAGUUAGACAUCAACCGCGACGUGGCCCAAAUGGGCCUGGUGGUUUAUGGCCGUCGGCCGGUCACUGUCUUUGACCUCGACACUCACGACUCAGGCUCAGCCGUGCUCAAGGCCAUCGCUGGAGCAACCUACAUGGGCGGCUCUGCCUCUACGGGCUCGGCACUACUCCACAUCCAUUCCAAGGUGAUGACGGUCAGCAAUGGGGCACGGCCUGGGGUCAACAAGGCCGUCGUUGUGCUUACAGAUGGCGCUGGAGGGGACGACGCAGCUGUGCCUGCCCAAAAGAUCAGGGACAGUGGUGUGCCCGUGUUUGUCAUUGGGAUUGGGGACGCGCAGAGAGAUCGACUGCUGAGUAUCACGAGCGCGGAGGAACACCUGAUUUUGGUGCCAUCUUACGAGGACCUGAAGUACUUUGAGGAUGUGCUGGUGCAGAUGGUGUGCUCAGAGGUGAAGAAGCCUGUGAACCUGUGCAAGCCCAACCCCUGUAUGAAUGACGGGGACUGCAUUCUAUCAGGCGGGGGUUUCAGCUGUCAAUGUCGAGGCUAUGAGGGCCCACAUUGCGAAACACUAGCAGGUCUUCAUCCAGGGGAGAUCUUCCUAGGCCUUCAGGACUCCAGAAAAAGAACAGACAAAAAAAGAGCCAUCGAGAGCUACUGCAACUCUACACAGUAUACCACCAGAGACACACAUCAGGGGCAACCUAACACACACAAACUUACUUUUAAAGGAAUAAAGGGAAUCAUUUUGGGGAAAGCAGGUGCACAUCAUCAGAUUCAAAGUCGCAGAAUGUCAGUAUCCUAACAGUAAAUGUCCUUUGCUGUAAUUGUCUCACCUUUGACCUUUCAAAUAUAUCUGCAUUACCCAUCAUCAUAUUUAAACUCAAGAGGUAGACUCUGGUGGUGUAUCAUCAAGGCUUGGGUUUAAAUACAUUUUGAAAUCGGACAAAUACAGAACUUAAUUUUCCUUUACCCUGGAGGAUAUUUCAUUCAUUUUUACGCUUUAAUGGAUACAGACAGUGUUUGUUUUUUCUGUGCAGUGGGCCAGUUUCAAACCCAUGCUGAAGCAUGACAUAUGGAGCGUAGGCUUUGGCUUAGACCACUGGACCACAGAAAACUUUAUACAGAAAAUGUUUCACACUCUGCUAAUUGCUGUUAUGGUUCUAAUGCACAGUUGCAAGAAUGUUUGAGAACACUUUUGAAUUAAAUGCAAACCUGCAUAAAUUAUUCCUAAAAUAUAGGCUGAUCUUUGCCUACGUCAUAAAAAUAGAUGAAUACAGUUUGAUUUAACAAAAAUGUGUCAUGUCACCAAUGAACACAUUGGAAUACGUUGUCAGCACUCUGCUAGUUGCUGGAAUAAGUAGGUGAACCUCAAGGAUGAUGACUUGUACCAAAGUGGGUAAUUGAAGUCAUGUGUUCCUAUCAAUAAGAUGACAUUCAGAUGUGGGUGAUUAACACAUCUGAAUGUACCCCUCCACUAAGGCUGAAUAACAAAAAAAGUGUCCUUCAAAACUGAAAAAAAAUCUGACCUUUGUUAAAUCACACAGCGUGAUGUUCAGAGUAUAUUUUUAUACAUUUAUACAGGCAAUUCCAAAGGCAUCACAAGUCUUUUCUCGCAACUGUACGUCAUGCUUCAGUUUUCAAAUAAGCUGAAGAUAUUGUCAGCAUUGUGUAUAACAGUGCCCUCCCAGUUCAGUACUGCUCUAUAAUAAAGCUUGGAUUGAAUCAUGGCCUAAACCCAUAAUGUUUUACUUUAAGUGCCUUGACUCCAAAUAAUUAUGAUAGUAAUGAUAACUUAGUACUUGUUAUUUCAGUAAUCUUCCUGCUUACCAUCCCACUACAGAACAUCCAGAUGUCAAACAUUUCUCCUUAUAUAAUUUCUUUUGUGGUCUGAAGAAUCAGGGGCUGCCAAACAUGCAAGGAAAACACAUUUGAUAAUUAUUUAUUUUUCAUUAUAGUUCCAUUGGUACUUUCUUAAUAUUUCCUGGUGGUACAUUGUUAUUUCAAAAACUAAACUAAACAAAAUUGUGAAUACCUGAAUAAAUGGGUAAACUGUUUCAAUACAAACCCUUCAGAGUCCCAAAGAAUGCCAACAACAAUUUACAAGAAGAAUAUUCUCAUAUUGUACAAUGUUACUAUUUAACAAUGAAAUUAACAAGUACAUUUUGUAAAUACUGUAUUAUACUGUCAUAAAUGUGCUUCAUUCUGGAAAAUCAAUGCGUAUGAAUUACAACUUUGUUUAGCCAUUUAAAGUUGUCUUGCAUUUCUGGCUCUUUUCCCAUUAUGUUUUCCCAUUAUGUUUUCUCUACAUCAUCACAGUUCCACUUUCUCUAUUCCUAUAUUUAUUUUCAUCAUGUCUCUUUUAUGACUGAUAUAUAUAUAUAUAAGUAUAUAGUGAACUUGAAAUGUAUUUGGAUAGUCAAAAAGAAAUCUUGGCUCUGUAUUCCAGCCCUUUGUAUUUUUUAUUAUAAAAUGACAAUGGGGUUAAAGUGCAAACUGGUUGUUUCUGUACAAAUCAGAAUUCAUCCUGCUGCUGACGUCAGCAGUUACUUCAUCAAGAAAGACCUUUGGCCUUUAUCUGGUGAAGUCUUCUAUAGAUGUUAGUGGCUGACACAUCAAAGCCUACUUCCUGGAGAGUAUUUCCAAUCUGAGUUUAGUUUUUUCCUUAUUUGAGGUAAUCAUUCUAGACUAGAUAUUCAAAGCUCUCUUGUGCAUUCACUAACAUGGCAAACAAAUACAUCUGCCUAAUAAGAACCAGCUGUGAAUGACAAAAUGUGUCAAUUACUAAAGGCAAUUCUAUACUUUAACCCUAUAUAAAUGGUAUAAUUUAAAUGGGUUGAAAUACAGAGCCAAAAAAAAUUUACUGGACAAAUACUUUUAUAGAUCUCUGUAUAUAUUUUAUGAAAUAAUACUUUCUUUGCCUGACAAAUAUCUAUUUCUCAUUUAC